AUGAGUAAUAGUAAUAAUAAUAAUCAAACAAGAGAAAAACUAAAUCAUUCAAGAGGAUUAGGAUUAUUAGAAAGAUAUCAAGUAUCAAAACAACUAGCCAAUGUUUAUGGUACACUCCUCCUAUCUGCUCAUAUACAAUUAGAUUAUCCUCUUCCUUUUAAUAAUAAUAAUAAUAACAAUAACAAUGAUAAUGACAAUGUAGAUAGAUAUCUAUACAACAAGUUGUCAAGAGCUAUUCAACUAUUAUGUAAUGAACAACCAUUGUUAUCGGUUACGAUUGCAGAUAUUGAAACAACCACACCACGUUUCAAUCCCAUUGAUUCGAUAGAUUACAAUGACUUGGUUACUGUUGAUCAUGGUAUUGCAUUCUUUGACGACACCGUAUUGACCAGUGUAUUAGAAAAGGAGAUUGGAACAGACUUUGAUUUGACUAGCAAGACUGUUCCACUCUGGAGAUUACACAUCCUCACACAUCAAGACCGAUCAACUGAGCUGUUUGUCAUUCUCACCGUUCACCAUGUCAUUAGUGAUGGAUUAAGUACUACUAUCAUUCUAUCUCGUUUAUUAGAGUUGUUAAAUCAACCAGAAACAAAAACAGAAACAGAAUCAAAUGACAAUGAUGAAAAUGGACAAGAUGGAGCAACCAACAACAACAACAACAUAAUCAUUGAUAAUAGUACAAAAUUGAAUGAAUCAUUGGAUAAACGUACACCACAUCAUCCAACUGCAAUGGAUCUACUACCAAUCAUUAUUAAACAUAAAUUGCUACCAUCGUUUAUCACUCGAUAUUUUGAAGUACCUUUUUGGGCUGGUCAAACACCCGCUGUUAAACAAACGCACAAUACAUUGGUUCGUGUCUUUGAAAUACCAGCUGACAAGUUUACCAAACUAUUAAACAAAUGUAAGUUGGAAAAGACAACUCCACACGCUGCCAUCUACAUCUCUACCAUCUUGGCCAACCUCAUUGCACUGUCACAAGACACCAUGUCACUACGUACAUGUACACCGAUCAACGCUAGAUCACUCUGUGUCCCCGAAGCACCACAAUCAGAGGUUGGUAACUUUGUAGGAUCAUUUGACAGAUCCAAAUCAUACUCUGCAACCAUCCUAAGGGAAUCCAACCAAUUUUGGGAAGCUUGUAGAGAAUACAAAACUGAUCUGGCAGCAAGCAGCAUAGGUGCAAUUAAAAGUACAAACAUGUUACAUUAUGUUGGUGACUUUCCAUCUAAAUGGAUAGAAUUUUGGACAUCUAAAUUGACAUCAACUCCAAUGGGUAGAUCAUGUAGUUUUGAAGUAAGUGAUGUUGGUCGAUGGGGACAACAACAACAACAACAACAAACGAGUCAACCACAACAAUGGAAAUUAAUUUCAUCAACCUAUGCACAAAGUGCAAAUGUAUACGGAUCAACAUUCAACAUUAAUUUGGUAUCUGUUUGUGGAUCAAGUAGAGCAACUUGUACUUGGCAAAAAGGAUCAGUUGAUGAAAAUACAAUUCAAACAAUCAUUGAUAAUAUUUUACAAAGUUUAGAUAAUUGUAUUCAUUCAAAUUAA
Messenger RNA from Cavenderia fasciculata, 1551 nucleotides. RefSeq lists its product as uncharacterized. The transcript has a single exon. The record is from RefSeq and is a predicted model, not a curated record. The coding region runs from base 1 to 1551 and encodes 516 amino acids. NCBI's taxonomy places the organism in Eukaryota, Evosea, Eumycetozoa, Acytosteliales, Cavenderiaceae.